Lytechinus variegatus (green sea urchin) is the source of this 1701-nucleotide messenger RNA. RefSeq lists its product as uncharacterized. The record is from RefSeq and is a predicted model, not a curated record. The transcript has 5 exons. Gene Ontology annotation, molecular function: protein binding. NCBI's taxonomy places the organism in Eukaryota, Metazoa, Echinodermata, Echinoidea, Temnopleuroida, Toxopneustidae. Bases 177 to 1589 code for a protein of 470 amino acids.
CAAAUAUUAUGACGGCGGCGCCCAUGAUAGUUAUGAACGGCAAAAACAAAGAGCUAUACCAUCUUGAGAGAGAAAAAGUGAGAAUUGGAAAUUACUGAUUUCAACAUGUCAAUAAUAUGUUAACGUCUUCUUGAGUAGGUCUAUAAGGAUCUUUAAUCCCAGAUCAUAUUACAACAAUGGCGACGUCGCAGCUCAUUGUAGGUUUGGUGAAUAUUCUUUUCGUCAUCGUCAGCGGAAGUACAAAUACAGUUGUUCUGACAAGCGUCUGUGAUGCAAGUCUUCAGAAAAAGGACGCUAGCUUCAUUGUGACGUCAGCAACCUUCGAGAACAUCACCGGCCCUCAGGAUUGCACCGUGGUCGUCCAGGCUCUCAAGUCAAAUCAAAUGAUCGCUGCAGUCUUCGUUCCACCAUUCCUACUCGAAGACGAUGAAAAUAACCCAAGUAUACCAGACGGACAAGGUUGCAGAAGAUCCUCUCUGAUGAUAUGGGAUGGAGAUGACUAUGAGACGGACGAGCUGAUUGGUCGAUACUGCGGCACAGAGACUCCUGUAAGCUUCGACUCUACUGGUCAGUUCUUGACAGUCAGGCUCACUCUCAACGAAUCAGCCGCGGCCAACAUCACACUCCUCGUCACUUCAUUUGAUAAUGGUGCAUGUGAUGACGAUGUCACUGAGCUGAGAUGCAACAACGGACGAUGCGUGCCGCGCUCUGUCCGCUGUGAUUUCGCCAACAACUGUGGCGACAAUUCAGACCAAUUCGUCCAUGAACCAGCAUUCUGCUCUGAAUCUGACGAUUCAACCGACUCCGAAUCCUACCUAUGGCUCUGGGUCCUACUCGGCAUCAUUGGUGCCCUCUUGAUGGCGUUCAUCCUCUAUUGGUUGCUAUGGCGACCGGGCUACAUCAUCUGGAGACUCGGAUGUUGUCGGAACCUCUGGUAUGGGUGCUGCAAGGGCGCCAAUUCAAAAUGCUGCGUAAAGUCCCGCAGGUAUAACAAAGGAUCUCAAGGAAAUAAGAGUGGGCUAGGAGCGGGUCACCAAGACGGGAUGCAAUACCACGAUGCAGCCCACGAGAAUGACGACGACGAUGAUAAUGUAUCUAGAGGAUGUUUUUGCUGCCGGUGUUGUCGAUGUUGCUCCUCAAACGAUCGGAGGUCAAAUCGUCAUCCAAGUCAAGGAUCGAAUUCCAGCAUGACCCCACUCCAGCGACCUGGGCUCCGCAAAGAGGGGCUAAUGUUACCCCCUGACGCGGGGGAGAGACCAAGGCUUGAACGUGAGGGGGUAAUGUUACCACCCGGUGCGGGGGAAAGACCACGACUCCAACGUGAGGGUUUGUUGUUGCCCCCCGAUGCUAUCCGUCCAUCGUUAUACAAGGAAGAUUUGAUCGUACCCCAAUAUGGACCCAGGCCACAACUCAAUAAAGAUGGGGUUAUACUUCCCCCGUCAGAGGAACAAGGGAGGAUACAACCAAUGUCUUUUGGUAUCUACCACGAGGACACCAUUUUACCCCCACCAUCAACUCUUAUUACCCCUUCUCUCUUGGAGGACUGUCAAAAAGACUGGGAUGGUGGACAUGCUCGAGAGGCUCGAUGAGAAAAAAAGGAAGAUAAACUGAUUAAAUUGAAGAUUUAUACAAAUUUACAAGUACCAAUAAUAUAUCAAGGAGAUAUCUCCUUGAAUAUAUUCAGUACAUAUUUCCAUGUAU